Molecule: messenger RNA, 4251 nt
Organism: Delphinapterus leucas (beluga whale)
Lineage: Eukaryota; Metazoa; Chordata; Mammalia; Artiodactyla; Monodontidae
Gene: SLC19A2
Product: solute carrier family 19 member 2
Biological process (GO): transmembrane transport; thiamine transport
Cellular component (GO): plasma membrane
Molecular function (GO): thiamine transmembrane transporter activity
Source: RefSeq, a predicted model, not a curated record
GAGACUUUAGAAGGUCCAAGAGCAGUCAUCUUAGAUAGAGCUGUUGUUAACCAAGGCCAAAGACAAAAGGAGGAAAAGAAGGUCAGAAUUUCCUUUUUCCACUCUCAAAGGAUUUUUUUUUCUGUAUCACUUUAUAAAUUUUAAACAGGUUAAAAUUUGUCUUUCAGUAGUUGAAAGCCAAACUUUUAAUAAAAUAGAGCUCUUUAUCACCAAAAAUUUUUUAUCCUUUCAUCUUUUUCAGCGUGGGAUUUGACAUUCACUACCUUUCUUUGAUACUUUUAAGACAUUAAAUUUAAAACUAUUCUGCCUAAUAUUGAGAGCCUUACAGAAUUUGGCUCUUAUCUCCUUAACACCCUUAUCUCCCACUACAUCCUUCUUCCCCUUGCCUUCUACAUGCCCAAGCUCCAUCCACGUUAAUCUUAUAGUCAUAAAUCCAGUGGAUCUAACUUUCUCAUCCUUCAAGGUCCAUCUCAAAGGAGCAACCCCCCAUAUUUCCUAACUCCCUUGUCAAUAAUUUACGUGUAUGUGCUCUUCACUAGGUUCAGAACUCCUGGAGAACUGAGGCUUCAUUUUAUUCUUUUUUUGUUUUCGUAAUCUCCAUACAGUUUGAAAACAGUGUUGUGCAAAUAAGUGCUUACUAACUAGUUGUCUAAUUGAACUGUGAUUCUAAAAUAAAGUGUAAAUCUGAAUUAGAGCUUAAAACUGAACAGCUGUUUUCCCUUGACUUCUUGUGUCUCAGAAGAAAGCACAAACAAGCUCUGAUCCAGAGAACUGUGAAAGGCACCUUAGAAUAAAAUCAGUUCCCUUUGCUCACACGGCAGAUUUUUACCUGAGAUAAGAAGGUAUCGUCCAGGUGUGGCCAGUAAGAGUCUGUAACCUGUACAUUUUUGCAUGUAGGAAGAUUCCCUUCAGGAUUCAGAGUAUCUAUCAAAGAAGCAUUUCCUGGUGUGACAGCUUCUCCUUGGAGGCAUUGAGAGAGAAGGGGUCUUCUGGAGACUUUUGGAGACACAGUGGCUAAGCUCUGCAUAUUGUCUGGUCUUCUUUCUUCAUGAAAGCCCCAUAAAAGCACCCCUACGCAGGUUGAAAAAGCUGCUUAAUGGCAUUAGAAGUCUUCAAUGAAAUAUAUCCAGUAUGGACUUACUCUUACCUGGUGCUGUUGUUUCCUGUGUUCCUUGCCACAGACUUCCUCCGUUAUAAACCUGUUGUUCUGCUGCAGGGACUCAGCCUUAUUGUUACGUGGUUCAUGCUGCUCUAUGCCCAGGGACUGCUGGCCAUUCAGUUCUUGGAAUUCUUCUAUGGCAUCGCCACAGCCACUGAAAUUGCCUAUUACUCCUACAUCUACAGUGUGGUAGACCUGAGCAUGUACCAGAAAGUCACGAGUUACUGUCGAAGUGCCACCUUGGUGGGCUUCACAGUGGGCUCUGUCCUAGGGCAGAUCCUCGUCUCAGUGGCAGGCUGGUCCCUAUUCAGCCUGAAUGUCAUCUCUCUUACCUGUGUUUCUGUGGCUUUCGCUGUAGCCUGGUUUCUCCCUAUGCCACAGAAGAGUCUUUUCUUUCACCACGUUCCUCCCUCCUGCCAAGGAGCAAAUGGCGUCAAGGUACACAAUGGUGGCAUUGCUACUGAUACCUCAGCUUCUAACCACCUUCCGCAGUGGGAAGAUGUUGAAUCAAAAAUCCCUCUAAAUACAGAGGAGCCUCCCAUGGAGGGACAGGAAUCCAAGCCAGACCGUCUCCUUGUGCUGAAGGUCCUGUGGAAUGAUUUCCUGGUGUGCUACUCUUCUCGCCCUCUGCUCUGCUGGUCCGUGUGGUGGGCCCUCUCCACCUGCGGCUAUUUUCAAGUCGUGAACUAUGCACAGGGCCUGUGGGAGCAGGUGAUGCCUUCUCGUCAUGCUGCCAUCUAUAACGGUGGCGUGGAGGCCGUUUCAACCUUACUGGGUGCUGUUGCUGUGUUUGCAGUUGGUUACAUAAAAUUAUCCUGGUCCACUUGGGGAGAAUUGACAUUGUCUCUGUUUUCUCUCCUGAUUGCUGCUGCAGUGUACAUCAUGGACACCGUGGGUAACAUUUGGGUGUGCUACGCAUCCUACGUUGUCUUCAGAAUCAUCUACAUGUUACUCAUCACUAUAGCAACUUUUCAGAUUGCUGCAAACCUCAGCAUGGAGCGCUACGCCCUAGUGUUUGGUGUAAAUACCUUCAUCGCUCUGGCACUGCAGACUCUGCUCACUCUAAUUGUGGUAGAUGCCAGCGGCCUUGGCUUGGAAAUUACCCCUCAGUUCUUCAUCUACGCUGGUUAUUUUGCACUCAUUGCUGUGGUUUUCCUGACUAAUGGUGCAGUCAAUAUUUUGAAGAAAUACAGAAAGCCCCAAGAUCCAGAAUCAAGUUCUCAAGUGACCACUUCAUAACACACUGCUAAUGAGCUUCUUAUCACAAGAACUCUGCACAGCAGCUGUGCCUGGAUGUAUUUAAUUUUUUAAAGUGUAGACACCUAUUUAUGAGUGUGCAUUUCAUGGCUUCAAAGCAGCCAAUUGACUAUACCUUGUCCUCCUAGAGUAAUAGAAUACUGUUCAGAAGUGAAGUGUACUUCAUGGAUUAUUUAAGACAGCCAAUAUAAGGAUGACUUUUUUCUGAUUUGAAAGUGAGCUUGCUUUUGAAAACCAAGUAAUCAAGAGCCAUCAAGCAGCACAUGGUGAUGUAUACUUGCUAGCAAGUGAGUCUGGUGUUUCAUAGGUCAAGUACUUCUGUAUCAGAUUAGCCAGAUGCUUGGCCUGGUGGGACCAGGGCUUCACAGGGGCCACAGGUGUCACAGGUCAGAACAGAAAUAUGUUCUAAUAGCACCUGCCUCUGUUCAACUUAAUUCUUAUUUCUGUGUUAUUCACGUGCAUUUGUGUUUCUGCAGAUGAAAGUUGUUCCUAUCACUGACAAUAUGUGCUCUGGUUUGGUGUUUUAUAAGGCAUAUGUGUCGUUUCUAAUUUAUUUUUAAAAAUUCAUUGUGUAAAUAUUCUCAAUUCCCAUCUUGACAAUUAUGUAUUCGUGUGGAUUUUUCAUUUUUACAUUAUUCAUAUGCUUCCUAGAGAAGCUAAUUUAGUUAAAUAAUAAGGCAAGUUUUGAGGCCUGCUAAAAAUCUAAGUGACCUAAUCAGAAAACUUGAGGCAGUUUUGCUUGUCUUUUAUUCUUCGGUAUGAAGGACUAUUAAUUCUAUGAUGAAAAGUUACUAAAUGGGCUAAAGAUACAACUAACCCAUUUUGUAUUUGCACUUUUAUCUCCAAAAUAAAAUGGAAAAUCUUUUUUAAAAUAACUUCAUCUCCAUUUAUAGCUUUUAUAUUAUUUAUCCUUCUUAUUCAAGAUAAAGAUGUCGUUAAGAGUUGGAUCAUUCCAAGGUCUUUUUCACAAACUGAGCCUCUUAUUAAUUAUUUUGGUGGGACAGGAACUAGGAUAGACUUAGUUCCUGUAUUUUGUACAUUAAAUCUGCCUUUGUUUCUAAAGGUGGAUCAUCUUGAAUAUCUGCUUAAAAUAAGAAUUGCUAUUGACUCAGUUUCCAGGUUACUUGAAAAAAAUGUUAUUCUGUGCACAUUUAAUUGGGAAGUUAGUCUACCAAGUGGCUGCUAGCCUGAGACGUAACUAUUUUGAAGCCAAUUUUGUUGCCUAAUCAUAAAAAAAAAAACAAAAAACUAGGUUAACUUUUUUAGAACGACAUAGGUAAACACUGAAUAAUAGUGUCAAGAUUCCAAAACUGACAUAUUCAUUUAUGUAAGCAGGAAUUCUAGAAGCAAAUGAAUGAUAAGAAUAAGUCAGUUUCCACUCACCUUCCUUUCUGAAUAAGGGAAAGGAAAAGACCACUAGCUAAGUAAGGGAAGAGGAAGUGAUAUCUUAAAUAGCAGCCUCUAAUUUUAUAUUUUGUCUUUGUUGUGUUUUAUUUUGCUACAUAGGGAAUUGUUUACUCAGAAACAAGUAGAAAAGUGGUAUUUGAGGAAUUUUAUUUAAUUUUUUAAAUAAAAGACUGUGGUACAAUCAAUACUAAAGCAGUAUUUCCCUGGAAUUUAAUUCAAAGUUUGUGGUACACAGUUAGAGCCUUUACUUAUUUAACACAAUAAUAAGUUUACAUCUUGGUGUGUGGCCCUAUCUGUAGAAUGCUGAACCCAAUUUGCAAGUUGUACUGUAUGCAGUUUUGUAAAGAAGUGAAAAUAAUUUGUUGUACUUUUUAUUCAAUUCUGUAUAGAUUAUAAACUUAUUUAUUAAAUAAAUAUUUUACAGUAUA